CUAAUUAGACUCCAAGAGGGGCCAGAUUCAUUGUAUCCGAUUCUUGUGAGAGUGUGAGGCUGUGAGUGAACUGAAACACCAAUCAGCCAUGGCAGCAGAACCCACCCGCCCCAUCAAAAUCAUCGCCGCCGCCGACGACUUUGGCACUCCUCUCAAAGACACCCUUGUCGCCCACCUCCGAUCCCUCCAAAUCCAAGUCGAAGAUCUCGGAACCACCUCCUACUACUCCGCCGGAGCCGAAGUCGGUCGCCGAGUCUCCCAAUCCUCCUCCUCCUCCGACGCCGAUGAAAUCCGCGGCCUGGUGGCGUGCGGCACCGGCGCCGGCGUCUCCAUCUUCGCCAACAAGUUCCCCGGCGUGUACGCCGCCACCUGCCUCUCCCCCUCGGACGCCGUGAACGCCCGCUCCAUCAACAACUCCAACGUCCUGGCCGUCUCCGGCAAGUCGACCUCGGCGGACGCCGCCGUCGAGAUCCUGGACGCCUGGCUGAACACUCCCUUCAAGGCAGCGUGUCCGGCGAACGACGGCCAGCCCUGGCCGCAGGAGAUCCACUCGUUCCUGGACAACUCGCUCUCGGAGAUGGCGGAGAUCGGAAAAGGCGAAACGUUGGACACGUGCGCCGUGUGCUGUCUGGUGAAGAACCGCGAACUGAACCCUAUCGAUAUCAUUCCCGGAGGGUCCAUGAAGAUAUUGAGGGAGAGCCCGACGUCAGCGUUCGUGCGGUUCAAGGCCGGGAGCGUGGAGCCGGCGCACCACCACACGUUCGGGCACGACUUGGUGGUGAUCGAAGGGAAGAAGAGCGUUUGGAAUCUUACGAAGGAAGAGAGGUACGAUCUGACGGUUGGAGAUUAUUUGUUCACUCCCCCUGGUGAUGUCCAUAGGGUUAAGUAUUUUGAGGACACUCAGUUCUUCAUCAAGUGGGAUGGCCAUUGGGACAUGUUCUUCGACGAGGAUCUUCCAACUGCCAAAAACGCUCUCCACAACGACUUUGGCUUCAACUAGUUUUUCCUUAAUAACCUCCCAUGUCAUAUGUGUGUUUAUGUCUCUAGUCUACUAUCCUAUCAUGUCCCAUCUUUUUUGAGUUCCAUGUUUCCUGCUUGUUAGAAACAAUCAGAGAAGAGGAAGGAAGAAGAUUGAAUAAGAAUCUGUAAAAUUGAUCUGUAAAAUUAUAUUGUAGAAAGGAAUACAAGAGCUAUAUAUAUAUA
Cajanus cajan (pigeon pea) is the source of this 1203-nucleotide messenger RNA. RefSeq names its product DNA-damage-repair/toleration protein DRT102 (gene DRT102). Gene Ontology annotation, biological process: carbohydrate metabolic process. Gene Ontology annotation, molecular function: isomerase activity. The record is from RefSeq and is a predicted model, not a curated record. NCBI's taxonomy places the organism in Eukaryota, Viridiplantae, Streptophyta, Magnoliopsida, Fabales, Fabaceae.